This is a messenger RNA of Dichomitus squalens LYAD-421 SS1, 495 nucleotides long. RefSeq lists its product as uncharacterized. The record is from RefSeq and is a predicted model, not a curated record. The transcript has 3 exons. NCBI's taxonomy places the organism in Eukaryota, Fungi, Basidiomycota, Agaricomycetes, Polyporales, Polyporaceae. Bases 1 to 495 code for a protein of 164 amino acids.
AUGUCCACCGACGACAGCCAUCAAAACCGCAACUCCGUCGAUUCUACGGCCAGCGAGGUCACUGUUCGCCCUGAGAGCCUCCCUCGUUUGCUCCUCUGGGAUACCACAUUCAGCUCUUAUUCGGAGGAGGAGGAAGCUUAUGAGUUGGGCCGCCCUGACACCCCCUUCGUCGAUGUAAACCUGAGCACAUCGCGGAUUCACGUCGAGAGCGACACCUUUCACCACGCAGAGGGGGAUGCAGUGGAAAUGCAGCCACACCUCCUCACAGCUCAGCAUGCGCACGCCGAACGGCUCCCACUCCAGCACCCAGACGCGCAGAAGCUCAAACGUGAGGUCACCAAAGUGCAAACCUGCAACCCGGAGCACACUGAGGUCCUGAAGCUCGAUCCGACGGACAGCACGCCUUCCCUCUUCGUCCCACAUCUCAGAGCUCAAGACGAAGCCUCUGUCGCUUCUUCGGAAGUCGCCCAACCUUCCGCUCGCUCGCUCGAAUGA